AUGAAUUUAUCGGGUGAAGCGCCAUUUUGGCGAGAUCAAGAAGAAAUAGUCAUCACAGGCAUUUCUGGUCGUUUUCCACGCUGUGAAAAUGUCCAGGAAUUCGGAGAUUUGCUUAUGGCUGGGGAAGAUCUGGUGACUGAAGAUAACUUACGUUGGCCACCAGGAAUUUUUGAUUUGCCAAAACGCCAUGGAAAGCUGAAAGACUUGAAAAAAUUUGAUGCUCAAUAUUUUGGGGUAACACCAAAGCAGGCAAAUUAUUUGGAUCCCCAAGUAAGAAAAUUAUUGGAAGUGACUUUGGAAGCAAUUAUAGAUGCUGGUUUAAAUCCAGUUGAACUACGUGGUUCAAGGACGGGAGUGUUUGUGGGAUGUUCAGCUUCCGAGACUGGUGGAGCAUUGACGCAAGAUCCGGAAACUGUUACUGGAUACACAUUGACUGGAUGUGUCCGUUCAAUGUUCAGUAAUCGUCUUAGUUUUACGUUCGACUUGAGAGGACCGUCGUUUUCGGUGGAUACAGCUUGUUCUUCAUCAUUAUGUGCACUACAAUUAGCAGUUGAUGCAAUACGUCAAGAACAAUGUGAUGCAGCGAUUGUAGCUGGAGCUCAUUUAACUCUUACACCUACUGCAGCUUUACAGUUUCUACGACUUGGCAUGCUAUCUGAUAAAGGGAGCUGUCGGUCUUUCGAUGCUUCAGGCGAUGGAUAUUGUCGUACAGAAGCUAUUGCUGCGAUAUUACUUCAAAGGCAAUCAGCAGCUAGACGAAUUUAUGCUACUGUGGUUCAUGCAAAGAGUAACACUGAUGGCUACAAAGAACAAGGGAUAACGUUUCCAUCAGGGGAGCGGCAAGCAACAUUGCUAGAAGAGGUCUAUCGUGAAGCUGGAGUUGAUCCUAAUACAGUGACAUAUGUAGAAAGUCACGGAACGGGUACAAAAGUUGGAGACCCACAAGAAGCAAAUGCAAUAUGCCAAGUCUUCUGUCAAAAUAGAAAUACUGCACUUCUCAUUGGUUCAGUGAAAUCAAACAUGGGUCACGCAGAACCAGCAUCUGGUCUUUGCUCAAUCGCCAAAGUUUUGGUAACAAUGGAGCGUGGCUAUAUACCACCAAACUUGCAUUAUAAUGAACCAAAUCCAUACAUUCCUGGUCUUAUCGAUGGUCGAUUGCAGGUUGUUAUUGAAAAGACACCAUUUCCACGCGGUCUUGUAGGUAUCAACUCGUUUGGUUUUGGAGGCAGUAAUACUCAUAUAAUUCUUCGCCCGGCCAAUCAUGCAGAACGUAAACCAGCGCCGACAACAUUUAUGAAAAUUGUUCCUUAUUCUGGAAGAACUUCAGAAGCAGUUAACAACAUUUUUGAUUGCAUACUUUCGGAUCCAAGCAACGCAUAUUUGCAACAACUCCUAGCAAAUCAAGCUAAUAUGCCAGCCAAAGAUACACCGUAUCGUGGAUUCAUGAUUUUUAAUCGUGAUAAAAUUCCCAGUCCAUCAGAGGCAGUUAAAAAUCCCAACUUACCACCUCUUCGUGAUGUGCAGAAAAUAAUGAUAACAGAGCCAAAGCAAAUUUAUUUUGUAUACUCGGGUAUGGGUAGUCAAUGGGCUGGAAUGGCUAGGCAGCUUAUGUCGAUACCUGCUUUCAAUGAAUCUUUAAGAAGUUCAAGCGAUUCUCUCAUCGAUUUUGGUCUAAAUGUUUACGAAAUGUUGCAAAAGGAUGAUCCAAGCAUUUAUAAAGACAACACAUUGCAUUGUAUGGUAGCGAUUACUGCUAUCCAAAUUGCCCUGACAGACCUGCUCUUUUUAAUGGGUGUCACACCUGAUGGAAUUAUUGGUCAUUCGACUGGUGAAAUGGGUUGCGGGUAUGCUGAUGGUGGCCUUACACGGGAACAAACAAUGCAGCUGGCAUAUCAUCGUGGUUACAAUAUCAUGAACGCUGGGAUCAAAGGUGGUAUGGCUGCUGUGGGCUUAACAUGGGAAGAUGCUAAAAAACGAUGUCCAGAAGGGGUUUUUCUAGCGUGUCAUAAUGCCAUUGAUUCUGUAACUAUUUCGGGUGAUGCAGGAAAAAUCGAAAAAUUUAUCGAAGAAUUAAAAAGCGAAGAUAUUUUUGCAAAAAUUGUCGAUUCAUCUGGGAUACCAUUUCAUUCACCAGCUAUGGUUAAGGUCAAAGACAAAAUGCUUAAAGCAAUGCGCACAACCAUUCCUAACCCUAAGCCGCGCUCAUCUCGUUGGAUUUCCACUUCUAUUCCAGAAAGUAAUUGGGAAAGUGAAUUGGCACAAAUGUGUUCUGCUGAUUACCAUACUAAUAAUAUAUUGAGCCCCGUACUUUUUUCUGAGGCGCUUCAGAAGAUACCUGCAAAUGCAGUAACAAUUGAAAUUGCACCUCACUGUUUGAUGCAUGCGAUUCUUCGCCGUUCCUUGCACAAAACUUGCACAAAUGUAGGCUUGAUGAACAUGAAAGAAAAGGACCGUGAGCUGGAAUUAUUCCUACAAGCUUUGGGGAAAAUUUACCAAACAGGUGUCACUAUACAUAUCGAGGCUUUAUACCCUGCUGUACAAUAUCCAGUGCCAAUUGGUACUCCAAUGAUUUCUGCUAUGUGGCGCUGGGACCACAGUCAAGAUUGGCCCGUUAUUGAUGGCAAAUCACUUUCAGCUGCCGGUGGGGGACAAGUGCCUACAGCAUCUAGUUAUACGAUUGAUCCUUUUGCAUCUGAUUCAAAGGAAACGUUUCUACUCGACCAUAUUAUUGAUGGCCGUGUAUUAUAUCCUUUUACUGGGCACAUGGUAUUAGCAUGGAAGACGAUAGCAAAGUUAAAUGGCGUGGAUUUCCAAAAAACACCUGUCAUUCUCGAAGAAAUUCGAGUUUAUAGUGCAACAAUCGUCACUAAACCAUUUCGUUUGGAUGUCGUCAUAACGCCCGGCAAUGGAUACUUUGAAAUUCUGGAUGGAGAACAACUGGCUGCAUCCGGUUAUAUUCGUAUUGUUGAUGAGGAUUUACCAUUUUACUACAAAAGUUUUGACGAAAUUCAAACAUCAGAAAUUGCGGAACGUAUUGAAUUAGACACAGAAGAUGCAUAUAAAGAGUUCUUACUUCGUGGAUAUGAAUAUGGUCAAGCAUUUCGUGGAAUAUAUAGAGCAUGCAACAGUGGAGAACGUGGUAUGCUUUACUGGACAGGUAAUUGGGUUACAUUUCUGGAUUCACUUCUACAAACAGCCUUAUUGGCUGAACGAGCUGAUAGUCUUCGAUUGCCCACUCGUGUACGAUACUUACGAAUCGAUCCUGUAAAACAUUUGGAGCGUGUACAAGAAAAAGAUGGCAUUCAAGUCAUUGAAUUACGCAAUGAUAUCGCUACUAAUGGUUGUGUAGCAGGCGGUGUUGAAUGCUGUGAUCUCACGGCACAUACGGUUGCUCGAAGAUUACAAUCUGCUGGACAACUCUAUUAUGAGAAAGUUUAUUUCACGAAACAUUUUGAUCAAAACGCUUUUGAUGAAUUUCCACAAAUCCGUGAAAAACUCAGUGCCUAUCGACAUUUCCUUCGCUCAAUAUUAGCUAAUGGAUUAGCAAAAUGGGAAGUUAAUGGUUGUUUAAAAAAACUAACUAAUGGAGCACUUCUGUCAGAUGCUGUUCGUAAAUUUACAGAAUUCAUGAAUCCAGUAAGUGAAACAGAGCACAAACGAUGGCUUGAUGAUUCACAGUCACCUGUUGCCACAAUUUUUGAUGAAGUUUUUGCAAUGAAAAUUAAUGAUGAUUUCAAAGAGUUCGAGAAUAAAGUGGCAGAAAAAAUGCAAAAUACAAUGAAAAUUUUUAGUAUGGAUCGUUUAUGGAGUGCUGCUUUUGUCUAUGACAGAAUUCUUAAAACAGUUCAGGACGUAUGCAUUGAAAAUUCAGUUGGGCAUAAUAGCAAAAUUUGUGCCCUCGAAUUUAAUUCGACCGAACAGCUUAAAUUCUGUGUUGACUCGGUAAGCUCACAUCCACUUUUGGAAGUUGAAUGGUUUUGUGCUGGACCAAAAGUAAAUGAUAUGGAUGAAAAUACUUUAGUACAACUUGGAGUAAAAAAAGUACUAACUAAUUUGGAAGAUAAGCACUUUUCACCACCUUCUGAAAUCAAAAACUGCGAUCUCGUAAUUUUGGAUAAAGUAUUAUCAAGAAAGAUGGAUGUCAUCCAGUAUUUGCUGAAAUGUAAGGAAUUGUUGCGUGAUGAUGGCUUUAUCACUAUAAUUGAACCAACAUCAGAUUAUGAGAUAGCUCUCGCAAUUCAAGGCCUCAGUGGAGAGCCAAUAAAUAUUAGUAAUUUCGAUCGAAUUUACGGAUCUUAUUUCACUCACGAACAUUUGUUAGAAUUGUUUGAUAAAUGCGGGUUCCGUCUUUGUAAUUAUCAGACUGAUUCAUCGAUGAUGACUACAAUGUAUGCAAUUCGCAAAAUUCCGUCACAAAUUAGGGAGCCUGUGUUCGUUGAUACAGAUGACAUCAAAGAAUUUACCUGGAUAGAACCGUUGCAAAAGAUAAUUGAAGAACGUCUUAAUGAGCCAGACUAUAAAACAAUAUGGCUCACAAGCACAAAAGUACGCAAUAAUGGAUUGCUAGGCCUUGCCCUUUGUUUCAAUGAAGAAAACUUAAAGUCGAAUCGAUUCCGAACUUUAAUUGAUAUGAGCAUUAAACCAGAAAAUCGCAGUGGUCCACCUCAGAUCAACCUGGAAGAUGAAUUCGUGAGACAUCUUAUGGAACUUGAUCUUCAUGCUAAUAACUAUCGCGAUGGUGUUUGGGGUUCUUUGCGUCAUUUGGUUGUGAAAGAAGAUGAAAUGCAUUUGUACAAAAGUGUUAACCACGCAUUCAUCAAUACGCUCAUCCGUGGUGAUGUCAGUUCAUUGACUUGGUUUGAAUCUCCAAAUCAGUUCUUUGAAGACACGCAUCAAAAAGAUUCUUCGCUGGAACUGUGUCAUGUAUACUAUUCUGCUAUAAAUUUUCGUGAUGUGAUGUUAGCAUAUGGACGGCUUCCACCAGACGCUAUUCCUGGACAGUUUGCGGAUCGAGAAUGCUUACUGGGUAUGGAAUUUUCUGGACGCCUUAAAGAUGGUACUCGUUUAAUGGGCAUCUUACCAGCACAAGCUUUAGCAACUUCUGUUAUUGUUAAUCGUGAGUAUGCUUGGACAGUUCCGGAUAACUGGUCACUUGCGGAUGCUGCCACCGUUCCCAUAGUCUACAGUACUGCAUAUUACGCAUUAGUAAUGCGUGGUGGAAUUCGACGUGAUGACAAAGUGUUAAUUCACGGAGGUUCUGGAGGAGUCGGUCAAGCCGCCAUAGCAGUUGCUUUAUCACGCGGCUGUGAAGUUUACGUCACAGUUGGAAAUGCAGAUAAAAAAGCAUUCUUGCAAAAGCGCCAUCCACUUUCUCAUUACAGUUUUCCACAGUUGAAAAAUGAGCAUUUCGCGAAUUCUCGAAACUCAGAUUUUGAGCUUCAUAUUAGACAUCAAACAAAAGGACGUGGAGUUGAUGUUGUCCUCAAUUCUUUGGCUCAGCAUAUGCUACAAGCUUCUAUUCGAUGUCUUGCUCAAAAUGGACGAUUUUUGGAAAUAGGAAAAGUAGAUUUAUCUCAAAAUUCGCCACUUGGGAUGGCGGUAUUCCUCAAAAAUAUAACUUUCCAUGGUAUACUGCUGGAUGCAGUAAUGGAUCCAAGUAUUGGCAAAAAGGAGGACUGGCAGGAAGUAGCACGACUUGUUCAGGAAGGAAUUAAAAACGAAAUUGUACAGCCUCUUUCAUACACUGCGUUUUCUAGCCAAAAAGCUGAGGAAGCAUUUCGUUUCAUGUCAUCCGGGAAACAUAUUGGAAAGGUUUUAAUGGAAAUCCGACAAGAGGAACCCGAACGAUUGUGCGUACCUUCUCCGAUAAAAGUGCGAGCUAUUUGCCGAACUUUAUGUCAUCCAAAUCAUGUAUAUCUCAUCACUGGUGGCCUUGGCGGAUUUGGUUUGGAACUAUCGCAGUGGCUUAUUAAUAGAGGCGCUAAAAAAUUAGUGCUGACGUCGCGAACAGGGAUUCGUACUGGUUAUCAAGCACGUUGUGUUCAUUUUUGGCGUCGAACGGGUAUUUCAGUCCUUGUUUCAACUCUUAAUAUCUCGAAGCUAUCAGAUGCUCAGGAGUUGAUGCUACAGUGCAAAGCGCUAGGCCCUAUUGGUGGUGUUUUUCAUCUUGCCAUGGUACUGCGUGACUGCCUUUUUGAAAAUCAAAACGUACAAAACUUUAAAGAUGCUGCGGAGGCCAAAUAUUGGGGAACAUUGAAUCUUGAUGUUGCUACUAGACAAGAAUGUGGAAAGCAACUUAGAUGGUAA
Messenger RNA from Thelazia callipaeda (thelaziosis nematode), 6306 nucleotides. NCBI's taxonomy places the organism in Eukaryota, Metazoa, Nematoda, Chromadorea, Rhabditida, Thelaziidae. The record is from the annotation of a GenBank genome assembly.